Neurospora hispaniola is the source of this 276-nucleotide messenger RNA. RefSeq lists its product as uncharacterized. The record is from RefSeq and is a predicted model, not a curated record. The transcript is spliced from 4 exons. NCBI's taxonomy places the organism in Eukaryota, Fungi, Ascomycota, Sordariomycetes, Sordariales, Sordariaceae. Bases 1 to 276 code for a protein of 91 amino acids.
AUGGGUCGAGAAAUUGAGCCAUUCCUGAAGUUUUACUCACAGGAAUUGAUGCGUGGAAUCAGCGUUGAGAUCUCUGCUAACCCAGUUGACGGGCUUUUCGUGCUCUUCCAAAACUGCCCAUCGCUACUAGGACCGGCAUUCGUGAGGCUGUUCGUGCUGGAGCACCCGUUUGAGCCAUCUCUGGAGUCCCCCUUCUGGAAGCUGGCGGAAACCACGACACGGAGAUGUACUGUUCUCCUGGUUGUUGCUCCGCUGAGACAUGAUGGGAAAUCAUGA